This is a messenger RNA of Mesocestoides corti, 852 nucleotides long. The record is from the annotation of a GenBank genome assembly. NCBI's taxonomy places the organism in Eukaryota, Metazoa, Platyhelminthes, Cestoda, Cyclophyllidea, Mesocestoididae.
AUGUUGGCUGUUUUGUCAAACCUGCGGCCCAAACUGGUCAAAUCCCUAGCCCCGCUAGCACACCGUCUGCUGUCUUCCAAAGUAGAUAGAGUAGCCGAAUCAAAGCAGAGACCGGUGGAGUUUCAAGACGACUUCAUCAAACGUCUUGUCAGCGAAGAACUAAUCACAAUUCCGGAUUUUAUCACGGAAGACGAAGAGAAGAAUCUAGUUUCUGAAGUUGACUCUGUGCUUUUACGAAGCCGGUACCAAACCGCACACUGGGACGACGCAAUACAGGACUUUCGUGAGACUGAGCGGAAAAACUGGAGAACCGUGAAUCGGCCUGUUAUCGAUCGUUUGCGUCAGAAAACCCUGGACGUGUUGAAGGAAGAGCCGCGUCCCGAGGGUGUUCCCAAAGCCUCCAGCUUCGACGACCUCCUACCUUGCAUCCACGUUCUUGAUCUGGCCCCGACCGGAUGGAUCAAGCCUCAUGUUGAUAGUAUUAGAUAUUGCGGCGGUCUCGUCGCGGUGCUCUCCCUCCUAGCCGACAGCGUGGCUCGCUUCAGCGUCGCCGACCUGGCCGAGGUCUCUCCUCCCACCGAACUCCUCCCCGCCAGUCGUCCGGGCAUCCACCUCCCAGCCCCCGGCGCCUCCACCGACGUCCUGGUGCGUCGUCGCAUGCUCUACAUCAUGCGUGGUGUCACGCGAUACCGCCUCACCCACGCCAUCCUCCCCAGCGGCACCGAGUACCCCGGCCACGGACCUGUGAUCCGCGAUCGCAGAAUCACCGUCAUGUGCCGACCAAAAGCCGAGUGGGUUGCUGAUCCCGGGCGCUCUAAUGCUCCCUCAUACUCCUACGGAGAACUCUCCUAA